This is a messenger RNA of Helianthus annuus (common sunflower), 2700 nucleotides long. Its product is annotated as formin-like protein 13. The record is from RefSeq and is a predicted model, not a curated record. Lineage: Eukaryota; Viridiplantae; Streptophyta; Magnoliopsida; Asterales; Asteraceae. The transcript has 15 exons. The coding region runs from base 64 to 1182 and encodes 372 amino acids.
UGAAAAAUAAGAAAAGAGUCCAUACGGUUUAUGCAAUACCCAAUUGUUCUUGGUUGAUUGUGUAUGUUCCGCAGAAAAUGUUUAAUCAUACAUAUGACCUUCCUGAUUUUCACAUUAUUCGUUAUGAAUGUUUCUGUGGUGUAUCUAUGCCUUUCAUUUGUUGAUUUUCGCAUCAUAUGUUCAUUCUCGGAAUGUAUCUAUGGCUGUAAAAGACCAUGUAUCUAUGGAUGCGCUCUAUCAAGGACAAGUGCGGUGAAAUCUCAACCGACAAAAAAACUGAAGCCUUUACAUUGGUCAAAGAUCAAUAAACCAGCACAAGGAAGCAUGUGGGCUGAAUCACAAAAACAUGGUGAAACUUCAAGAGCACCGGAGUUUGAUAUAUCGGGACUUGAGAAUAUCUUAUCAGCAUCCAAUCCAAAUGCAGAUAAGGCAGCUAAUAAACCAGAAAAAAUAUCCCUGAUUGAACACAGGCGUGCAUACAACUGUGAGAUCAUGCUUUCAAAGGUGAAGACGCCAUUGAAUGAAUUGAUGGAUGCUGUCCUUGCUUUAGAUGAAGCAGAGAUGGAUCUUGAAAGAGUGGAUAACCUUAUUAAGUUCUGUCCAACCAAGGAGGAGAUGGAACAAAUUAAGGGAUUUAAAGGAGAUAAGGAGCUUUUGGGCAAAUGUGAACUGUUCUUUAUGGAGCUGAUGAAAGUUCCGCGUUCAGAAGCUAAACUCAGGGUUUUCUCUUAUAAGUUACAGUUUAGUACACAGGUUUCAGAUCUUAGUACGAGCCUAAACUAUGUGUAUUUGUCGGUAGAACAGGUCAGGAGUUCUGUAAAGUUGAGAAGAGUCAUGCAAACGAUUCUCUCACUUGGCAAUGCUUUGAAUCAGGGAACUGCAAGAGGUUCUGCUGUUGGGUUCAGAUUGGAUAGCAUCCUCAAACUUAACGAAACACGAGCGAGAAACAAUAAAAUGACACUGAUGCAUUAUCUUUGUAAGGUGCUUGCAGACAAACUACCGGAACUCCUAGAUUUUUCCAAGGAACUUAGCAGUUUGGAACCUGCAUCAAAGAUACAGCUUAAAUUGUUGGCAGAAGAAAUGCAAAAUAUUACCAAAGGACUUGAGAAAGUAAUCCAUGAAAAGAAACUGUGUAAAAAAGAUGGGCAUGUGUCUGAACGGUUUCUGAAGGUACCCACAUAAUUUAUUUGUUCUAGCAACUGGUACACAUUAUACCUUAUUUAGGAGGAACUUGUUGGUCUCUGAAGAAAUUUCUACGUUCAGCGGAAGCUAGCGUCAAGUGCCUCGCUUCGCAGUAUUCUGGGGUGGUAUGUCUCACAAUUUCUUGUAUAUAUGUAGAGGUGGCAUGAUGAGCGGGCUGGGUGACUGGCGUUUUAGUACCGGUCGAAGAAGGUACCCAAAAAAAAAGUUUUGUCCAAUUUUUUGAAGUCAAACAUUUAAUGGGUUACUUAUGGUUACAAAACAAUUUUACAAGAAUAAUAGUCUAAUCUAACCGAUGACCUAGUGGUAUGGUGGUUGGCCCCAACAAAAGUGGUGCAGGUCAAAUCCUUGCAAGUGUAAGGUUAGGUGGUCUUUAGGUGUAAUAUUUGUGGUUAAUUAAGAUAUAAUAAUAAUCUAACCAAAUCUUAUAAGAGAUGAUUUAGAAGAUUCUAUGCAUUAAACAAAAACUUUUCUACUCAAAUUUCAGCCCUUGUGACUCAUUUAUGUAAAAAAUGAACUUUGGACUACUUUCACUUGACAACUCAAAUCCACCAAUUCAUAAGUAAAUGGAUUCAAAUUGACACCUCUGCCAGAAAAUGUCCAGCUUUGUUGUAAAAUUGCAAUGUUCUCCUAGGGUAGAAGUGUGGACGCUUUAAUUCUUUACUUUGGAGAAGAUCCUGCUAAAUGCCCAUAUGAACAAGUUAUUUCGACGUUGCUUGCAUUUGUGAGAAUGUUUAAUCAUGCCCAUGAAGAAAACCUCCAGCAAAUAGAAGUAGAAAAGAAGGCACAAAAGGAAGCUGAACAUGAAAAGUUAAAACUACAAAAUCAAAUUAAUUGUUAUUUCCUUUUUCCCUCUUCAAUACAUAUGGCCGCAAUAUAAGCAUGUAUUGUAAAUUACACGGUGCCUGUAAUCUAGCCAAUGAGCAUGAAUGUCUGAAGUGUAUAGUUGUAUAAUACCACAAUUUUUGCUGCAACUGAGAGUGCUAGCUGGAGCAACGUUGGACAGAAGUGAAGAAAAAUGUGUUGGAUUAAUCGGUUCGUUUAAAUGGGUCUUUAUUUAGCAAUGGUUUGACGGAGAAAUGGUCUUGUGUUUACCAAGUUUGACGGAAGGAAAAAAAGUGGGCUUGGAGAACAAGUGACUGAAGUUGUUUGCUGAAUAAAACGAGAUACAUAUCACAUACUUACGCGAGUUUGAGGGUGUAGUGUGUGGGACCCGAACCAACAUUUGGUAUCAGAGCCUAGGGCUCGAGAAGAUCGGAGGAAGCCUCCGCCGGCGGCGGGUGUGUCGGUUGGUGGAGGGCAGGCAUAAAAGAAGGGUUCGGGAUCGUUAAACAGCAGAAGACAGAGACCGAGAGGUGGUUCGUGUCAGUCGUUGUCGUGCGGAGAGUACCGGUUGAGAUGACGGGGGUGACCGUGAUGAACAUUCAUGUUCGUGGUUGUUAGCGAUGAUUAGGGCUGUAAACGAAAACGAACGUUCAACGAACAGUUCGUGAACCCUUC